Molecule: messenger RNA, 672 nt
Organism: Lolium perenne
Lineage: Eukaryota; Viridiplantae; Streptophyta; Magnoliopsida; Poales; Poaceae
Source: RefSeq, a predicted model, not a curated record
AUGGCCACGACAGCACCUCCACCAACACCCGAAUACCUCAACUGGUCCGAUCCCCUGGUCAUCAACGCUCAAAUUGGUGGGUUCGACAUGAGCAAAGUCUUCAUGGAUGCUGGCAGCGCCAUCAACCUCAUCUAUACCAAAACACUUCGUGCAAUGAACAUCUCGCUAGCCAACCUCACACCCUCGGAAAUCUGCUUCCAUGGCAUAGUUCCUGGAAAACCAGAGAUUCCUGUGGGAACCAUAGCACUUGAUGUGGUCUUUGGGUCACGGGAGAACUUCAGACGAGAAAAGAUCGACUUCGAGGUCAUGGACUGGCCAUCACAGUAUCAUGCAAUACUAGGGCGACCCGCGUACUCGAGGUUCAUGGCGGUAUCACACCACACCUACCUCGUAAUGAAGAUACCAGGACCCAACGGAGUCAUUACUGUCAAGGGAAGUUUCACCCAAUCCGACGCAUGCGACCGCGAAUUCAACAAGAUAUCUCAGUCCUUCGGCAUGCAAGCAGAGUACGUGCAGCUCAAGGAUUCCACUGAUCACAACGUAACGCCCGAGGUAAGGAGGUCUGUACCAGAUCAAGUGUUCGACUCCACCAAGGAUACACGAGAAGUGCAAAUCCAUCCCAACGACCCGAAGAAAACUACCUUCGUGGCGGCCAAUCUUGAGGCUGCAUAG